AUGGAGCAAAAUAAUAACAACGACGGUUCUAUAGAACAAAUAAGACCAACAAGUUAUAAUUAUGAUGUAUUAUUUAAAACAUGUAAAGAUUCCGAAAAUGAUAUAAAAAAUACCCACAUGAUGCAUUCCCAUUAUGGAUUUUAUAAAGGCGAACUAAAUGAAAAUAAAAUUAAAAAUGGCACCGGUACAUUUAUAUUUUCAAAAUCAAUUUAUACAGGACAAUGGAAUCUAGAUAAAAGAGAUGGCGACGGCACAAUGGUACUAUUAAAAAAUGUAAAAAGUAAACCAAUACCAUCGUCACCAAAUCCACUACAACAACAGCAGAAAUCAAACACACCAAUUAAGAAACCAACUACACCAAAUAAUCUUUCACCAAGACUAACAGUAACUCAACGAUUCGAUGAUAAAAUUGUUGGAAAAAUUAAAGAAAAAUUUAAUAAAAGAGAAGAAAUCGUUAGACAACAAACUGAUGCUGAAUAUUUAAAACAACAGGACUACUACUCUGGUAAAUGGUUGGAUAAUAGAGCAAAUGGUGUUGGUAAAUUUCAUUUUUCAGGUGAUGGUUCAACUCAUUCAGAUUUUUGGAGAUCAGGUGUUGCCAUUAGAUAUGCGAACCAAAACAAUAUAUUGAAGCCACUAAGUGAAGAUUCUUUACCAGCGAUUAUGAACAGUAAAGAUUUUUUAAAUGGAAUGAUCGAAGACUGGAUCAAUAUUUUCCGUGUAUAUAAAGAUGAAGAUUUUCCAUGUGCUAGACCUUACCUUUCAACCCCCACUACAUCACUAGGUUUAACUCAAAAUGGUUCUAUAACUCCACCUCAAUCAUCACUACUCUCACCAACACAAACCCCAUUAUCACCACCAAGAUCAUUAAUGAACUCUAUUCCAGGUACACCAAUUAGUAUUUCCGAUGAUGAACCCACUACCUCACCACCAGUUUCAACAAGACCACCAUUUUCAACCAGUAUACCAGGAUCACUUCAACAUUCACGCACCCAACCAAAUGUAGCACAAUCACAAUCACCAAUACAAAAUAAUAAUUUAUCAGAACAAAAAUAUUUAGAAUCAUUAUAUAAUCAAAGCUAUCAGCAUAAAUUUUUAAAGCAACAAGUUUCAAAAAUAGUUUCAACUCAACCUCAAUCUUUUGGUAUCUAUACAGCGCAAUAUAUUAAACAUAGAAUAGAUACAGAGGAUAAAUUUUUUUUAUCAUUAAUUUUUUUUAUCUCAAAAUGGGUCAUUCCAUACAAAUCAUUUAAUGUACCAAACAAUCAAAAUACAAUUGCAAGCUUUAUAAUUUUUGUGCCAGAUCUUGAAAAAUGUACAUUCGUAUCACUACCAAAUCUAAUUAUGCAAACCUCAAUUAUGGAAAAGUUAAUAUAUAAGCUUUUGGUGGAUCCAUUAACAAAAAACUUAACAGAUAACUACUAUUCAACUGGCUCCGGUAAUAGAUCACCAAAUAGCAACUCCCCAAACAUUUCACCUUCCACUUCAUCUGGCAAUGUAUCAGAAACCAUCUCUUUACCUAGUAGUACACCAGAAGAGAAAGAACUCCAUAAACUUUUCCCGGUUUCUUUGGAUCUCGACGAUACCCCAUCAACCGAGAAAGAGUGCAUGGCUGCUAUUUUAAAUAUUUUUAAACAAUUCCCAACCAUUGAAGGAUAUCAACCACCUCAAUUCAUCCUGGAUAAUAUUGUUAAUAUGGUUUCAAUUUUCAAGAAAACUAAAGCUUUAGAAAGUUAUUUACUACAAAAACAAUUUAAUACUUUAAAAGAAUAUUACUUUGCAUUUAAGACCAGACCAACAAGUGCAUCAAUGUCAUCAACCUCUUCUCCACUUUCCAAUGCGUCUAUUUCUUUAUCAUCUUCAUCCCCAUCAUCAGCAAACCCAAAAACACUUAGAUCUACAAAACACUCUGUACCCUCACUUUCAGUAUCACCAACUGGUUCAUCACCAACUAAAUCGAUCAUCACACUUUCAAACAAAUAUGAUGUAACAACCUCGAGCACGACAAGAAGCAACCACAAUGUUUAUGGUACCCUCUCAUCAAGAAGAAAAACUUUAGAGUCGAUAUUUCCAACUAAACAAAAUUCAAACUCAGAUUUACUGUCAUCAUUAAUGGAAUCAACCACAGAAAAAUCUAAAUUUAAUGAUACUUUACCAGAAUUAACCCUACAAUCCGUCAAUGUAUUAUUUAGUAUUUUUAAAUCAUCUUAUCAGUUCCCCGAAUCACUAACUCAAUCGGUAAAGCAUUUAGAAAGUAUUCAGCAAUAUAUCAAUAAUAUGAGAAACAUUAUAAAUUCAAAAAUAAAAGCAAUUAAAGAAGCAAAACCAAAACCAAACGAAUAUAGCUUAUUUUCAAACAAUGAAACUAAUGAAAAGAAAAUUUAUAAUGAAUACCUUUUAAGACAAGAUCAACAAAUUGAAAACUUAAUAACAAAUUUCCAAAAUGAUCUUUCACAACUAGAGGUAUCCUUUGAAGUUACCCAAAAACUUUAUAAAGAGUUAGCAAGCCAACAAGUAUAUCUUACAUUAAAGCGUUUAAAGGAAGCACAUAAUUUUAUAGAUCAACUUUUAAACCUUACCCCAAAUAGAACCAGCAAACUACCCAAAGAAUUUACACAUAGAUUUAUAAAGCAUACCCAUAAGAUCACAUAUUUACUUUUAGAUUCAUGCAACCAAUCCGCCAUAUUUAAAUUGGAGGAAAAUGUUAGAAAAGAUGUUGAGAAAUUUAUAAAAGACUCCUCAACUCUUUUUUCAAUUGUUUCAUCAAGAACCAAUGGAGCAACAUCACCAACAAAUGCCUCAACACCAAGUCCAUCAAAUCAAUCACCAACCCUUAGUUCAAUUUCAUCUCCUGGUAUAGAGUAUUUACUCUCAAAGAAAUCACUCUCCCCAACAAACUCAACAAAUGUAUUAAAUAUUGGUCAACAAUCAAAUCACUUUAUAAAAACAGAUAAAUCCUAUUUACAAUUUGAACCAUCAGAUAUCCUUCCAGGCCCAAUAUCACUAAUUUCAUCACUAGAUAAGAUCCCCGAGGAAAUUGUUUCUGGGUACUAUCACUUGAUUUUACCUGUAGCCUCUUGUGGUGACGAACUUUUGGUUUCAGUUUUAUCAGAUGGCUUUUUAGAUUUAAAAAAACAUAUCACCCCAGAGAAACUUAAAGAUUUCAACAAGUCAAGUUUAGUACAACUAUUUAAUAUUUUAAUUCACAGCACAAUUAUUAGCCAUAAUUUAUCGUACAUACCAGAAGUUUUCAAAAUUUUAAAUUUAUUGUUACCAUUUUAUCCUAAAAAAGAUGAACUAUUUAUUAAAUACAAAGAUGUUUUAUUUGGAUUUAUGGAUUUAUCAUUUAAAGAUGACUCAUGCGAAUUUGGUAGUUUAUAUUUAACAUUUUUAGCUUUAUUAUUAAGACCCAAAAAGAAAGGUAUUAGAAAAGAUUUAAAGAAAGAAUUUGUCGAAAUGUUUCCAAUUUCACUAUUCAUUUCAUUAUUAGAAAGACCAAUUGUAGAUGCAACAAAUAAAAAUGCUGAAAAAAUGAAAGCUCAAUCUGCUCAAAUUUUAAUUAAUCUUUCUAUCUCAUCAUCGGAAUAUUUAUUAGAAGUUAAAAAUAAAAACGCCUUGGCUCCAAUUUUAGAUAUUUGUAAAUUUAAUCAAGCUCAUUCCCACAAACAAAUUGAAGAAGGUGAAUUGACCAUAUGUGAAUAUUUAGGUGAAGGUGCAUUGGCAACCGUUAGUAGGGGUAUAUUUAAGGGCAAAGAAGUUGCGGUAAAGAUUUUUAAUGAAGGCUCAUUUUCAUUCCGUUUGGAAGAUUUCUUAAAAGAAGUUGCAAUAUUAGGCUUCCUCAAUCACCCCAAUUUAUUAAAAUUAAAAGGUGCGUGUAUCGCACCCAAAACCAAUGCCAGCUCAACCUUUAUGAUCGUUACUGAACUUAUGCACAAGGGUACUCUUUUAGAUGUUAUCAAUAAAAACAAACCACUAUCAACUCAGCAAAUUAUUAAAUAUGCAUUAUCGGUUGCUCAAGGUUUGGAAUAUUUACAUGGCCUACAUUUUAUUCAUAGAGAUAUCAAAGCCGCAAAUAUCUUGGUUGAUAAAGACAAUAAUGCUAAAGUUGCUGAUUUUGGUAUGAGUAGAGUAAUAGAUAUAAACUUCAAUAUGACCGCUGUUGCGGGUACUCCAAAGUGGGAAGCUCCAGAAUGUUUAAUAGGUGAAACCUAUACCUCUGCCGCAGAUGUUUAUAGCUAUGGUAUGCUCCUAUUCGAAAUGGCCACAAGUGAAGAACCAUACAUGGAAAUCAACUCUAUUGCCGAAUUGUUUAAAACUGUUUGCGAAAAGAAAACCAAACCCAAAAUUCCAAGCAGUUGUCCAAGCUUCCUUUCCAAUCUAAUUAAAGAUUGUUUAAAUAACUCACCAAAGAAAAGACCAACAAUGAACCAAAUUAUUCAAAAACUACUUUCAGAAUCUAAAAAACAAUAAUCGCUGCCACUAUAAAUUAAUUUUGUACAUUACACAAAUAUAUAAAUAAAAAUAAAAAUAAAAUAAUUAAUGGAUAUAUCUUC
Dictyostelium purpureum is the source of this 4553-nucleotide messenger RNA. RefSeq lists its product as uncharacterized. Gene Ontology annotation, biological process: protein phosphorylation. The record is from RefSeq and is a predicted model, not a curated record. NCBI's taxonomy places the organism in Eukaryota, Evosea, Eumycetozoa, Dictyosteliales, Dictyosteliaceae. Bases 1 to 4470 code for a protein of 1489 amino acids. The transcript has 4 exons. Gene Ontology annotation, molecular function: ATP binding; protein kinase activity.